GGCGAUUUCGUGGACCGCGGGUACUAUUCGUUGGAAACGUUGACGCGAUUGUUGACAUUGAAGGCGCGCUUUCCCAACAAAAUCACGCUUUUGCGCGGAAACCACGAGAGCCGACAAAUCACUCAAAUCUACGGCUUUUACGGCAAGUCUUCCGCUUUUUUCGGCCCUUUUCACGACUCUCUCUCUCUCUCUCUCUCUCUCUCGGCAGACGAGUGUCAGACGAAGUACGGAAACGCCAACGCAUGGAAGUACUGCCAGAAGGUGUUCGAUCUCCUCAACAUCGCGGCCGUGAUCGACGGGCGCGUGCUGUGCGUCCACGGAGGCCUCUCGCCCGAAAUCAACGCUUUGGACCAAAUCAAGACUCUGGAGCGCAAUCAGGAGAUCCCAUAUAAGGGCGCCUUCUGCGACCUCGUCUGGUCCGACCCCGAGGAGGUGGACACGUGGGCCAUGAGUCCGCGGGGCGCAGGCUGGCUGUUUGGCGCGCGCGUCACGCAUGAGUUCAUGGCUCUCAACAAUUUGGAUCUGAUCUGUCGCGCGCACCAAUUGGUUCAGGAAGGCUUCAAAUACAUGUUCGACGAGAAGCUCGUGACGGUUUGGUCGGCGCCCAACUAUUGCUACCGUAAGGAGAGUGCGAUCUCUAUUACAGGUGCGCCAAUGUGGCCGCAGUGCUCGCCUUCCGGUCGGUGGACGNGAGGAAUGGGUCGCACAGACGGACAGACGAGUAACGCGUUGGCCGUCGAGUUGGACGCCAACGGCGACGUCCGCUACGACGCCCUCUUGCGACAGAACGCCGCCAAAGACAAAGUGGUUUACCAUCGGCUUCAGGAUCUGUUGCCGCAGGAAAUGGUGGACGAAGACGCGCUCCAGAAGCCCGACGACCAGCAGAUCCACGACAAGACGGAGGAGACGCGACUCGCUCUCCAACGCCUGACGCAGACGAAGAUCGCGGCCGCCCUUCCGGUGCGCGCAGCCGAGAAGACGGCGCCUGCGCAGUACAUCCGCUACACGGCCUCCCAGUCCUCUCAGGAGUUCAACUCCGGCGCCGAUCAGCGCAUCAUUCGAAUGGUCGAAGUGCAGAAGGAUCCGCUGGAACCGCCGCGAUUCAAGAUCAACAAGAAGGUGCCGCAGGCGCCGCCCUCUCCGCCGCCUCCUGUCAUGCAUUCGCCGACGCGAAAGGUGUCGGUGCGCGAGCAGCAGGAGUGGCGCAUUCCUCCGUGUAUUUCCAACUGGAAGAACGCCAAGGGAUACACCAUUCCUCUGGACAAGCGGUUGGCGGCCGACGGACGCGGUCUUCAACAGAUCCACAUAAACGAGAAUUUCGCGAAACUCUCAGAAGCGCUGUAUGUGGCGGACAGGAAGGCGAGAGAGGCGGUGGAGACGCGCGCGCAGAUGGAGCGCAAGAUCGCGCAGAAGGAGAAGGAGCGCAAAGAGGACCACUUGCGGGCGUUGGCGCAAAAGGCGCGCGAAGAAAGGGCCGGCAUUCGGGAGGCGUCGCCCGACGAGGAGGCGCGCGAACGCGAACACAUCCGUCACGAGCGCCACAAAGAGCGUCAGCGCGAACGCAACAUCCAGAGAGCAGCCCCCGAAAAGCGGUCGCGUCUGGAGCGCCAACGAGAGCGCGACGUCUCGGAGCAGAUUGCGCUCGGAGUGGCGAAUCCGCGCGCGUCGUCUGACGUCCAGUUCGACGAACGCCUCUUCAACCAAAGCAAAGGCUUGGCGUCCGGUUUCCACGACGACGACGACUACACCGUUUACGACAAGCCCUGGCGCAGCGCUCAGGCGGUCGCCAACAACCUGUACCGCCCGUCGCGCGCCGCCCGCGACGAAGACACGUACGACGACGACAUGGACGCCCUCACGAAGACCUCGCGCUUCGCGCCCGACAAGGAGUUCGCGGGAACCGACCGAUCGGCCAAACGCGACGGUCCCGUUCAGUUCGAGCGCCAGGAGGAGGAGGAUCCGUUCGGUUUGGAUAAGUUCUUGACGGAAGUGAAGAAGUCGAGCAAACGCGCCGAACAGCCGACGACAGCUGACUCGAGAGGCGCUUCCAAACGACGCAAAGACUGA
This is a messenger RNA of Oppiella nova, 2067 nucleotides long. The record is from the annotation of a GenBank genome assembly. Lineage: Eukaryota; Metazoa; Arthropoda; Arachnida; Sarcoptiformes; Oppiidae.